AUGGCAAGAAAGCAGACUCACAACGUUGCCCAAGGGCAAGGCCGUGGCUCUUCCAAGAGCCACAACGUACACUUGGAAGUCAAGACAACAGGAAACAAAGUCAAAGUCAGAGUCAAGAAGAUCAGACCAUCAAGGUUGCGACGUGACACCAAAGGUAGGUACAUCAGGAACAAGAAGAAGAAGGUGUACAUUCAAUCGAGCAAGACAGACAGAGAACUAAUCAACAAAUUGCUUAGCCAACAGAGAGGUGUGGCCCAACCAAUAGCGACUCCAACAGAGAUAGCGUACAUCAGAUCAAUACAGGACAGCAACCUCAAGGAGGCACUACUCAAGAAUGCACAUGACUUGGAGAAGCAGACAAGAGAAAAGAUUGACAAGUUGUCACAGGCACAAGCCCAGCCUAUUCAGUUACCUCAACCAGUUCCUUUCAAUGUACAGGCACUACCUGCACCUAUCGAGGAGCAGGAACCAGAGCCUGUACAUGUACAUGGUAUACAAGAGAUGAAUGUAAGACUCAACGAGAACAACAACUUACUCAUAGACAACAAUAACAGGAUAACAAACUUGAAGGGCGCACUGGAUGACAGAUUCAAACAACUUAUGAACACAUACGAGCGAGAGAGUCAGUACAACAAUACAAAGUAUGACAACCAGAAGAGAGAGAUCUUGAUCAAGUUGAAUGACAGAAUGUUGGACAUUGAUAGGAAGCUGGCUGACCUCAAGGAUCAACGAGUUAUGCGUCACGGCGAUGAACAACAUAUUGACAAGCAGAUCGAACAACUUGAACAACAACAGGGCGAUGCAGAGAUACAGUACAUGACAGAUGUGAUGAGACUGGAUGAGCAGAUGGAAAUGGAUCGGAUGACACUUGAGGUGUUGAAGGAAGAAGAGAUGAAUAGACUUGGAACUGCUAGCAAGCUGAUUGACGCUAAGAUCGAGCGAGUACUGUCACCAAUGAAGGUGACAAGCUAUGAGUUUGGACAGAGUGAUACUAAUCAAUCACCAUUGGAGACAGCAAUAACAAAGAUACCCAACCAUACCACACGAGUAAAGGUAGAGAAGGAAGUUAAACAAUAUAUUGAUGGCAAGCAGACAGAGACAGAGUUGAACAAACAACUGAUCAAGGACAUGGAUGAACCAAUGUUUCAGAAACCUAUUGUUAUGAAGGAUAUUAUUGAAGAGGCCAAGGUUGAGAGAGAACAGAAGCAGGAUCAGAUGAUGAUGAGGAGGAGGAUUCAAGACUUUAGUGUAAUGAAGCUACCUGAUACAGUUACUGUCAGAGGUGAUAUAUUGAAGCACAUACUGUCAUACCAGCAGGGUAAGAUUACAUCCAAGGCGCUGGAGCGUGAGUUGAACAAGUCAAUGAAUACUGUUAAGGGCAAGAGGGACAAGAUUGAACUGUUGAUGGAGGAUUCGAGAGCAUUGAAUAAAGAGAUUAAAGGUAGCGGCAAUGUUGGAAAAGGACUUUACGAUCAUGAGAUUGACAAGAUGAUGGAGCCAUGGAAGGAGGAUGGAUAUGUUGGUACAGUUCCUGCUGAUCGUGUUGAUAAGUUGCCGAUCAAGGACAAGAUGAGCUUUAUAAUGAACUUGAACAAAUCCAAUCAACCUGGCAGCCAUUGGGUCGCUUGUAACAUUGAUGCUGAUUGUGACAAGAGCGUAGAGUACUACGAUUCGUUUGGUGAUGAUCCAAGUGAUGACUUUAUGAAGCGAGUCAAGGUGUUGAUUGAUCGCAUUGAUCCUGAUACAUAUUUGAAGAUGAAGAUCAACAAGAUAGUUGAUCAAGCUGCCAACAGUGAUACGUGUGGCUGGUUUUGUAUCAAAUACUUGAUCAAUAGAUUCAACAAUGUACCUUGGAAAGUUGCGAGUGGAUACAGUGAGCCCAAAAGUGUGCGCAAAGGAGAGAAGGAAGUGAGGAAACUAAAGGAGUUAGCAAUCAAGUACGGAUAUAUUUAA
Molecule: messenger RNA, 1953 nt
Organism: Acytostelium subglobosum LB1
Lineage: Eukaryota; Evosea; Eumycetozoa; Acytosteliales; Acytosteliaceae
Exons: 2
Coding region: 1-1953 (650 amino acids)
Source: RefSeq, a predicted model, not a curated record